Pedinophyceae sp. YPF-701 is the source of this 1266-nucleotide messenger RNA. NCBI's taxonomy places the organism in Eukaryota, Viridiplantae, Chlorophyta, Pedinophyceae. The record is from the annotation of a GenBank genome assembly.
AUGAGCGGUGAAACUGAUGUACAGCAGCCAGCUGCGGCGGAGGCGGCCAACGUUGAAGCGGAGGUGCACAUUGACGACGAGGCAUCGAGCCCGCCUCCCACGGAACCAGGCGCGAGCGAGGCCAGCGCCGCCAAGAAAAAGAAGAAGAAGAAGAAGAAGAAGAGCAGCGGAAACAAGCAGACAACACCUCCCACCAUUCCCGUGCACGAGCUGUUCUCAGGGGCGUACCCGCAAGGCGAGAGACAGUCAUACAAGGAUGAUCAGAGGUGGCGCGAGACAGAUGAAGAGAUGCGCGAGAGGGAGCGCCUGGGCGAGAGCAUUCUGAACGAGGUGCGACGGGCAGCAGAGGUGCACAGGCAGGUGCGGAGCUAUUUGAUGGCGGAGGUGGUCAAGCCCGGGGUCAAGCUGAUCGACAUGUGCGAGACGCUGGAAGACACGGUGCGCAAGCUGAUUGCUGCUGAUGGGCUGGAGGCGGGAAUCGCUUUCCCGACGGGCUGCUCGCUGAACUACGUUGCGGCGCACUGGACGCCCAACGGCGGCGACAAGACGGUGCUGGCGUACGACGACGUAAUGAAGAUCGACUUCGGCACUCAGAUCAACGGGCGUAUUAUCGACUCGGCGUGGACGGUCGCGUUCAAUCCGCGGUACGAUCCGCUGUUGGCUGCGGUGAAGGAUGCAACCAACACUGGCAUCAAAGAAGCCGGCAUCGACGUGAGGCUGUGCGACAUCGGCGCCGCGAUCGAGGAAGUCAUGCAGAGCUACGAGGUGGAACUCGACGGCAAGACGCAUCAGGUGAAGUGUGUCCGCAACCUGAAUGGUCACUCCAUCGCCCCGUACCAGAUCCACGCGGGCAAGAGCGUCCCCAUUGUCAAGGGCGGGGAGGCGACCAAGAUGGAGGAAGGCGAGUUUUUUGCGAUUGAGACGUUCGGGUCUACAGGGCGAGGCAUCGUGCACGAAGACCUCGAAGUCUCGCACUACAUGAAGAACUUCGAUGUCGGACACGUGCCCCUGCGUUUGCCGCGCGCCCGGCAGCUGAUGGCCACAAUUGACAAGAACUUCGGCACCCUAGCCUUCUGCAGGCGCUACCUCGACCGACUGGGGGAGCAGAAGUACCUCCUGGCGCUGAAGAACUUGUGCGACCAAGGGAUCGUGGAGCCGUACCCGCCGCUGUGCGACGUUAAGGGAUCGUACGUCGCGCAGUACGAGCACACGAUCUACCUCCACCCCACGCGCAAAGAAGUGCUUUCUAGGGGCGAUGAUUACUAG